Vespa velutina is the source of this 4002-nucleotide messenger RNA. RefSeq names its product dopamine receptor 2 (gene 5-HT2B). Gene Ontology annotation, cellular component: membrane; dendrite. Gene Ontology annotation, molecular function: neurotransmitter receptor activity; G protein-coupled serotonin receptor activity. The record is from RefSeq and is a predicted model, not a curated record. The coding region runs from base 957 to 3440 and encodes 827 amino acids. The transcript is spliced from 7 exons. Lineage: Eukaryota; Metazoa; Arthropoda; Insecta; Hymenoptera; Vespidae. Gene Ontology annotation, biological process: G protein-coupled receptor signaling pathway, coupled to cyclic nucleotide second messenger; adenylate cyclase-activating adrenergic receptor signaling pathway; chemical synaptic transmission.
AGGGUGGGAUUGAAAGGAAGUAUAGGGGUAGGAAUGAGGGCCAGUGGGCUAGUAGUCCGCGAUAAGACAUCAGGAGUGGAUCGUCGUCAUCGUCGUCGUCGUCGUCGUCGUCGUCGUCGUCGUCGUCGUUUCUUCGGUGUCGAUCGUCGCGUCAAUUAUUAUAAUUCGAUUCCUAAAUAUUGAAAAAUUUCGUUCGUGAAAAUUUCAUUGAAAUAAAUUGUUCGUUCGAUUGAUAGACAGGGUGAGAUUUAACUGAGAAAGACAAAAGGAUUUUGAUAAUAUCGAUCCAAUUGAUAUUUAUUUAUUUAUUAUUUGAAAAAAAUUUCUUUUUCAACAUUCUUCAUCUUAAGGAGAAUUUCUCAAAGGAGACAGGUCGAUCGGUGCGCGCGAGCGCGCGCACUACCGGCUCACAUGUAUCAUCUAUAUGUUGUCUCGAAGGAACUUGGAAAUACUUGCGGAGGAUCGUUCGCCGGAUAUCAACGAGGUGGCGAUCGAUCCUUGCUUUACUUUCUAAUUGCUUCGAUCAUGGUCAAACGGGCGUAACGAUUGAUCGAACGAAUUAUGAGAGGAUUAGGAUGCGUUGGAACGGCAAAGACGAGGGCGGAGCUUUUGGAACAAUAUCGUCUUACCAGGUUCGUUAAAAGUUCGUCGUGAAGAGCGUCGUUGCUGUUUUGUUGAUGUCUUCUUAGAAAGGAGCCAAGUUUUGAUAGAAGGCGAAUAUUUCCAAGUACGUUGAUCUCUUAAGAGAGAUAAAGAGAGAAAGAGGGAGAAAGAGAGAGAAGAGGAAACAGAAGAAGAAGAAGGAGAAGAAGAAGGAGAAAAAGUGACAGAGUUAGAAAGAAAGAGAAAGAGAAAGAGAAAGAUAAAGAGAAAGAAAGAGAGAGAGAGAGAGAGAGAGAAAGAAAAGAGUGUCGUGCAAUUGAAGAGAAUCGUGUUGAAAUUCGCGUCUUUGUGCGAUGAUUCCGGUAUCGAUGAUUCCAAUGAUCGAGUUUGAAAGAGUUGAACCUUACGAGGGCUUCUUCCUGGAGUCUUUCGAAGUGGAGAACAUGUCGUCGUUGAUGAACGUCAAGUCCGACGGUGGUGAGACAGUGCGAUCGGUCGUGAAGAGAAUAUUUAACAAGAGUGAUUACGAACUGAAGAUCGUCCUCGAGAACGACGGUACCGGUGUAGGAGGAGUAGUAGCAGCUGCAACAGCAGGAGGUGGAGGAGGAGGUGGAGCUGCUGGAGGUGGUGCGCGCACCGACGUAGACAACGACGGACUGAACAAUUGGUGGGCGAUGCUAGCAUUGGUUCUAGUUGUGGGCACGGCAGCAGGAAAUAUUUUGGUCUGCCUUGCCAUAGCCUGGGAGAGGAAACUUCAAAAUGUUACAAAUUAUUUUCUGAUGAGUCUUGCCAUAACCGAUCUCAUGGUCGCCAUCUUGGUAAUGCCUCUGGGCAUUCUCACUCUCGUUCGAGGUUACUUUCCACUACCGCCGGUCUACUGUCUCGCUUGGAUUUGUCUGGACGUUCUAUUUUGUACGGCAAGCAUAAUGCAUCUCUGCACUAUAAGCGUCGACCGAUAUCUGAGCCUACGUUAUCCGAUGAAAUUUGGUCGGAAUAAAACGAGACGAAGAGUCACCCUGAAAAUAAUAUUUGUCUGGCUACUGAGCAUCGCCAUGAGCUUACCUCUCAGUUUAAUGUAUUCUAAGGAUCACAAUUCCGUAUUGGUCAACCGUACGUGCCAAAUACCAGAUCCUUUGUAUAAGCUGAUUGGUAGCAUAAUCUGCUUCUACAUACCGUUAGGUGUUAUGCUACUAACAUAUGCAUUGACGGUGAGACUAUUGGCAGAACAGAGACAGAAUAUCGGUGGAACUACCGGUUGGUCAUCGGGAUGGUUAGGUGGUCCACAAGGUACAACCACGGGAGGUCUUGAGAGGCGUGGCACGUGGAAGAGAUUUCUAUUGAAUAAAGGCUCAGCCGGAAGUGGUGGUACUCCUCAGCAUACCUCUGGUACUUCUACCGAUACGGAAUUAACAACCCUCGACACCCACGAAUUAUGGCUUCCUGAAAGUGAACCACCACCUUCGACGAUGUCAGCACUUCACGCUUUCGGUGCGGAAAUGUUAAAAUUGUCCAAAGGAUUGGAAGGUAUAGCAAGUCCGUUAACGCAAACUCCAAUUAGGACAGGCAGAUCAUCAACAUCUUCGGGUGCCCAUCCUUCUGGUCUUCAACAACAUCAACACCAUCAACAUCAACUUCAUCAUCAUCAUCAACAACAGCAACAACAACAACAACAACAACAGCAACAACAGCAGCAACAUCAUCAUCAUCAGCAACAACAUCAUCGGCAACAUCGGUGCAGCUUUCGAAACGGCAGCGGCGACAGCGGAGGAAGCAGUGCGUCGGGUUCAAGGACGAGUCUGUCGAUUGGUCAGGACGAUAUGAGUUCACCGAUAGCUCCGAAACAACGACGUAGAGCAUCGACGUACAACGAGAGACAUCUCGAAAGAGCAGAUUCUAUAACACCGAAGAUGUCCCGUAAGAGAUCAUUCAGUUUUCACGAACAAAUGGCAUUCAGGCGAUCCUCUUCCUCGAGAAAGAGUUCGGCCAAUAUCGAGGAUAACGCAAAAUCAAGAAAAUCCUCAGAAAAAUCUGAUAAUGAAAGCACGACGAUGAUAACAUUGCCACCUCCCUGCACCUGUCCGUAUUUCGGUGAAUCCUCAAAGAAACAAAUACCCCAGCAACCUAGCGAGAUCGUCAUUGUUUCGAGUGAAACUAUGAAGCCUAUUACUGAGAGAACACUUGAAAUGAAUCUUCUUGGUAGAAAGAACAGCGGAAGAAGCAACGAACUCGUAGGAACGAAUUCGAUCGUAACUUGGAGAGGAGGAAGACGUGGUUCUAGUUUAGGUAGUACGAGGACUCAAUUGGCGAGUUCGAGGACGACACCAUUACGACGUGCGGCGACAUUGCGUGCGCACAAUGGCGCGGCAACCAGUACGUCUUCGAAUCAAAGUAGUAAUCCAUCGUCCUCAUGUUCCAUAAGACAUGGUGGUGGUAGUGGUAGUGGUGGUGGUGGUGGUGCUAGUGGUGGUAGUGGUGUCGGUAUUAGUGGUGUACGUGCUCAUCAUUCGAGAACGAGUAGCGUUGUUUCAAGGAAUAGCUCGAGACACGGUAGGAUCAUAAGACUCGAGCAAAAAGCUACUAAAGUACUCGGUGUUGUUUUCUUCACCUUCGUCAUUCUUUGGGCGCCAUUUUUCGUUUUAAAUCUUGUCCCGGCUGUAUGUCCAGAUUGCGAAAAACAAAUCAAUCGUAAUAUCUUCGAUUUGGUUACGUGGCUCGGUUAUGCCAGUUCAAUGGUCAAUCCUAUAUUUUACACCAUUUUUAAUAAGGUAUUCAGACAAACCUUCAAACAGGUACUUCUCUGCAGAUACAGGAAUCAAGCCUGGAGACCGUCUAGGUAGGCACUCGGCCCCGGGAGACCGGGGUCUGCCGUUACCAGGCUUUAACGUCCAUUUAGUUUUCGAAGAGAUUGGGCUUUGAUAAAAAGGAAAAGUAUUAUACGAGAUAGAACUAGGAAAGACGUCGGUGGGAACUUUUAUUCUUUCUCUCUCUCUCUCUCUUUCUCUCUCUCUCUCUCUCUCUCUCUCUCUCUCUCUCUCUCUCUCAUUUUAUCUUUAUUUCUAUCUCUUUCUCUUUUUUUCUUUUUCUCACGUCCACACGACAAUGUCCAGACACAUCGGAUAGGAGAUUUGAUUAAUCGAAAGAUCUUCAAUGAGGAUCGAAAUAAUACUAAUAGUAAUAGUAAUAAUAAUAAUAAUAAUAAUAAUAAUAAUAAUAAUAAUAAUAAUAAUAAUAAUAAAUAAAAGACAUUUUCUCUCUCUCUCUCUCUCUCUCUCUCUCUCUCUCUCUCUUUCUCUCCUUUUCUCUCCAAGAGAGAGAAUCGUGAUUAUAAUUUCUAUGUAAAACGUAAAAGAUGCUUCCAUAAUUAAGGAUCGAAGUCGAUCGAAUUUCAAUAUCAUAAAA